Plasmodium knowlesi strain H is the source of this 3033-nucleotide messenger RNA. Its product is annotated as AAA family ATPase, putative. The transcript has 2 exons. Gene Ontology annotation, molecular function: ATP hydrolysis activity; polyubiquitin modification-dependent protein binding; ATP binding. Gene Ontology annotation, biological process: autophagosome maturation; mitotic spindle disassembly; retrograde protein transport, ER to cytosol. Lineage: Eukaryota; Apicomplexa; Aconoidasida; Haemosporida; Plasmodiidae. Bases 1 to 3033 code for a protein of 1010 amino acids. Gene Ontology annotation, cellular component: cytosol; nucleus; VCP-NPL4-UFD1 AAA ATPase complex. The record is from RefSeq and is a predicted model, not a curated record.
AUGAGGAGCUCUCGAAACGACCAGGCGCCGAUAGAAAAUUUCUGCGUUUACUGCAGAAGCAAUCAGACCUUCUCGUACCUGAAAAAAUGGGACGCGGAGGGAAGUUCGAGGGAAGUUUUAUCAAAUGAGUACCAAAGGAUAGUUUUAAAAAAAGCGGUCAAGUACAAAUGGAUAAAAAAUUUGUCCUGCGCUGAGUGUCACCUGAAUGUGGUGGAGUGCCUACAGAAGGAUGAUCGUACAGAGCAACAAAGGGGAAAAUGUAGUCGGAGAGAUGAAGACGCGAGUGCUACUUCUCCUAUGAUGGCUAGCACCAUCGGGGGAGAGUUCCUCACUGUAAACAGACGUUUUCUCAAAAAUGAAAUGCGCAUGAAGGAGGCAAAAUUUUUGGAAAGAAGGAACAGACGGAGAUUUAAGCCGAGAGUCUUUGUAGACACCGAUUCCCGAGUGGAGGUGGGAGCAGCGCGUCGGGGGGACAUACAUGACAGUCAAGUCAAAGGGGCUACGACGCAUAAGGGGGGUAAAGUAAAGGAAGCAAUUAAAGGGAAGUAUCUGUUCAAUGUCGUCGGCAGGGCGAAGUACUACCGACGUGUGUCAAAAGUAUGGCUACAGAGGUUCCUCCGAAAAAGUGGCCCAGUGUACAAGAAUGUAGCAAAACAAUUAAUAAAUUUUCUCGUCAUAAAGAACUUGCAAAUAUUCGAUGUAGAAUUAUGGAACACCUUUUUCAAAAAAAAAGUGACAAACCAUAUGAAUACUAAUAUGUACUUUGUCCUGGGCAAAGAAGGGAGUGAGAAGGAGAAGUUCUUAGAAGACUUGUUUCUUUCCUUUCCUUUUGUCUAUGCUAGUGAUCGAGUUUUUGUGGUUGAUCUGGGUCAGUAUGGGCGAUGCCCAAUCGUGAGUGACUGCAGGUAUGUUAUCAAUUCGGUGGGUACUCUUAACGGAGGAGACUUAGCUGUUGGGAGGAGCAGCACGCCUAUCAAGGGGGGGAAUAGUUCACCUAGCAAGGGGGGGAAUAGUUCACCUAGCAGUGGGAGGAGUAGUUCACUUAGCAGUGGGAGGAGUAGUUCAUCUAGCAACGCGCAUAGUGGUACAGAAAAACGCGGGCCAUACGUGAAUAACAUAAUUUACUCCAAUUUAAACGAAAUUAUACAGAAGGAAGAAGGAGUGAGAGGACUGACGCAGAGGAGGGGAUCCCUUCAAGACAUAGACCCGUGCAAUGAGAAUCUCGAAUAUAUUUUGCUAUCUGUCACCCGAAUAGCUCUCGCUAAACAGUUCGUAUCGAAGAAAGAGUUGCUCAGGCGAGUGUCUAUGUUAGUAGAGUCCAGUCGACUAGGAAAGGGACUUGCACAGACGGGAGAGUCAUUAUCAAAGAAGAAAUUUCUCCGAAUGGAGAAAGCGAAAAUGAAUAAAAGGGCUAGGGGACUGAACCUCUUCAACGGGGGUUACUCUUUCCUGUUAAUAAAAAACAUGGAUAAACUCAACGACCUACAAAUUCCUCCCCUUAGAAAAAGUUGUAUCAUUCAGGUUAUACUCAAAUAUCUGUACCUGUGGAAAGAGCUGAAUUUAAAUGUUCAUGCAUUUGUUUUAUCUUCGGAGGGAGAGGGACACACAGGAGAGUCAACACACGGAGGGACAGCAGACCUCCAUGGCGUCAACCACCUCGGUGAGUUCUUAUCGAACUGCGCCUCUUUUGAAUUCCCUACUUUCGAGUUACCCCCCUUCCUCCGCGAGGCACAGAGACGACAAUACUUGGCCCACCUGUUUAAGGAAAAAGGAGUCUUGUGUUCCAAGGAGAAUCUCCAACAAGUAGCGGAAAUUACCACCAGUUUUAACAAAGCGGACUUGGAAAAGCUGUGCAGAGAUGAGUGUCGAGAAAGGUUUAUUCAUGCGGUGAGGCGAGGAGAAAUGGUGCAUAGCGCGUCUGUCGGAACAGGCGAACUACUCAAUAUGGGUGAAGUGCUGAAUACGUUCGAACAGUCCAAAGGAGUGUGUGCCAACAGAGGGGACACCCCUGAGAGCAACUUCUUCCAUAAAACAUUGAAUCUACAGACCGAAUCCCAUGCGGUGAUCCGCACGCACGAGAUUGAAUUGUACAAAGGGGAGAAGCGUGGUCGUCCAAACAAAGUCUCUCACCUUCGCAGUGUCUCCCUCCUGAAGGACGACACACACAGUGGAGAGGAUAACGGUUUGGACAGUGUCAUAGCUGAGGAAGAGUUGGUAGGGAAUCUGCGGGAAGAAGUGGUGCGCUUCUUUCUCUCCACCUGUGAGAGGGAUCACCCUUCUGAGAAGAUUCGCUCAGAACCGCCUACGGGUAUAUUAGUGCAUGGGAAGAGCGGGUCGGGUAAAACAUUCCUGGCGCAGAAAAUUAUCGACGAAUGUAACUGCACCUCCCUUGUGAUAAACUGCUCCCAUGUAUUCAACAAAGUAAUGGGAGAAUCCGAAAAGUUUUUAAAUGAUAUUUUUGUGUAUGCAGGAGGUAGAGUAGGGCCAUGUGUAAUUCUGUUCGAUGGUAUCGAAAAUAUAUGUUACAACACUAAGGGCUCUUCAUCCCAUGGUAGUAGUAAAUUCACGGAGAGGUUAAAGUUGUGUUUCUACCAACACCUGGAUAGAAUUCACUUCCAGAACAAGUGGGGAUUCGACAGAAGGGCUUCUGGAAAAGUUUUAAUCAUAGCAACAACAACCGACCUCAGUAAUGUAGACAUUAAUUUACUUGUCGAACAUCGUUUAAGACAUGUAUUUUGCACGAAGGAAUUCCACCGAUGGCAGGACAGUGAUGUACUCCGACUGGUCCGCAACUGCCUUCAGCGGUGUAAUGUGCAUGCGGACAUGUUCAUCCGUUCCGUGGAAUUCGAAAAAUUUUUUAGAGAAUACAUUUUGAGUCGUAAGGGGAGACUCACUCCUCUUUAUGUUUCGAACUUGUGCAGAGACGCAGUGGCUCGGCAUGUGCGGAGGGUCAUCGCCUGUGCAGGACGGGAACCGAACGAUGGAAUCAGUGUGGAGGACUUUCUCUGGGCAGCCAAAAAUGCCAAUACCUGA